UGUAAAAGUAGUCAUCUUUUUUUUUUCAAAUAGUCUCAUGAUUGUCUCUUGUGUGUUUCCAGCUUCUCGUUAGGGUCCAUUGAUUUUGCAGCCAUGGAUUAUGAUCUGGUUCGUUCAAAGAAGAGUAUCAAACGAGCAGAAUCCACCAAAUCAAAUCCAUGGUGGUGGGAUAGUCAUAUCGGUCUCAAAAAUUCCAAGUGGCUUGAGAAUAAUCUCGAUGAGAUGGACCGGAGCGUGAAACGGAUGGUUAAGCUGAUAGAGGAGGAUGCAGACUCGUUUGCCAAGAAGGCAGAGAUGUAUUACCAGAAAAGGCCUGAGCUUAUUAGCCUUGUCGAUGAGUUUCACCGUAUGUACCGUUCUUUGGCCGAGCGGUAUGAGAACAUCACUGGCGAGUUGAGAAAGAGCUCUACUUUGGAGCUUCAGUCACAAAGCUCUGGCCUUUCCGACGUCUCUGCCUCCGACAUCACUGCUGUCUGGACCUCUAAUGAGCUCAACAGGUUAGGCCGCCCCCCUUCUGGGCGACGUGCUCCUGGUUUUGAAUACUUCCUUGGCAAUGGAGGACUCCCCUCUGAUCUUUAUCAUGGAGAUGAUUCUGCUUCCAUUACUGAUUCUGAACUCGAAUCUGAUGAUUCUUCUGUGACUAAUUACCCCGGUUAUGUGAGUGUUGGCUCUGAUUUUCAGUCCCUGAGCAAGAGGAUCAUGGAUCUUGAGAUUGAGCUACGUGAAGCCAAAGAGAGACUUAGGAUGCAACUUGAAGGGAACACUGAGAGCUUGUUGCCGAGGGUGAAAAGUGAGAGUAAAUUUGUUGAUUUCCCUGCAAAACUUGCUGCUUGUGAGCAAGAACUCAGAGAUGCAAAUGAGAAGUUGCAGAAUUCAGAAAACCAACUUUAUAUGUUAAAGAGCCAGCUUGCCAGAUAUUUGCCAUCUGAGUUGGAUGAUGAACAGGGUGAAGAGGCAGCUUUCACUCGAGACCUGGACACUGAGACUUUGUCUGAAGAGCUGAGACUUACAAGCCUGAGGCUUCGGGAGGCAGAGAGACAAAAUGGCAUCCUGAGAAAAGAAGUCGAGAAAAGCAAGUCUGAUGAUGCAAAACUCAAGAGUCUACAAGAUAUGUUUGAGUCGGCACAGAAAGAAGCUGCAGCAUGGAAAAGCAAGUCUAGUGCAGAUAAAAGAGAGGUGGUGAAGCUGCUGGAUAGAAUCUCCAUGUUGAAAUCGAGUUUAGCUGGUAGAGAUCAUGAGAUCCGGGAUUUAAAGACAGCAGUGUCUGAUGCAGAGGAAAAAAUAUUUCCAGAGAAGGCACAGGUCAAAGCCGAAAUAUCAAAGCUGUUGGAGGAAAAAAGACACCGCGAUGACCAGUUCAAAGAGCUGGAAGCCCAAGUGCGUUAUCUUGAAGAUGAGAUAAGAAGGGUGACCAAUGAGAAAAUAGAAGAGGAGGAAAGGCUUAAGGGGGAUAUCGAGGUGCUGGCACUGGAAAAGGCUGAGAAAGAGAGAUGCAUAGAAACGUUAAGCAAAAAAGUGAGUGAGCUAGAGUCAGAGAUAAGUCGGCUUGGAUGUGAAAUCAAAGCAAGAUGCGAUAAGAUAAUGGAGAUGGAGAAGGAGGUGGAGAAGCAGAGGAGGGAACUAGAAGAAGUAGCAGAAGAGAAGAGGGAAGUGAUAAGACAGCUCUGUUUUUCACUAGACUACUCCAGAGAUGAGUGCAAGAGACUCCGCAUAGCCUUUUCAGGUCAUCGACCAACAAGACCAUCAACCAUUCUUGCUUCUUAAUUCUUAUGUAUAUAGUAUACUCAUUGUAACUUGUUGGUGAUACUUUUUCACAUAUAGGAGCUGUUUUGAUUGGUUUGCAAAGAAAAAAAAAAGCUCAUACGAUUUGUGAACAGUUUGUGUUUGAUAUUAGACAUGCAUUAUCUAGUUCGAGUUCUGGAACUGGAAUAAAUCUGAGGAUCGUUUUAAGUGUUUACAAA
Messenger RNA from Capsella rubella, 1961 nucleotides. RefSeq names its product protein NETWORKED 4A. Lineage: Eukaryota; Viridiplantae; Streptophyta; Magnoliopsida; Brassicales; Brassicaceae. Bases 94 to 1764 code for a protein of 556 amino acids. Gene Ontology annotation, molecular function: actin binding. The record is from RefSeq and is a predicted model, not a curated record. The transcript has 3 exons.